Soboliphyme baturini is the source of this 534-nucleotide messenger RNA. The record is from the annotation of a GenBank genome assembly. NCBI's taxonomy places the organism in Eukaryota, Metazoa, Nematoda, Enoplea, Dioctophymatida, Soboliphymatidae.
AUGUGUGAGGGAGCAAAGAGGACGGCUAACAAAUGUGCGUACUUUACAGUAUGGGACGAAGAACUGUGCACCGAGCAUGUAAAAUGGUACCAAUUGCUCGACGAGCAAGUCUGCAGGGACCAAGGUGGCGGAGCAGAAUUUGACGGGGAGGAGAUAUUCACGAAUUGCGAUGGUGAGGAGAUGUGCGGUUAUGAAGUCGGAGUGGACAAAGUGCUGAUUGGAGCCCUAGUGCGACCUGCGACCACAGGCGAAAGUUGUGCCACGUACGUGCUGGAGGUAAACCUUCGACCAGCAGGGACGAGCCAACAGCGCGCACUGAAGUGUAAGGGUUACAAGUGGGCUGAACGCCAAUCAUCAGCGAGCAUGUGCAUGCUGAGCAAGUGGACAAAGACAAAUGUCUGGCACGCGUUGGACAGAUGCAAAGGUAAGGCGUACAAUUGGCAGGGAGAAAGUGUGCUAGUAGCCAAUCUGUGCCGAGUGAGUCGAUUCGGCAUCGAUCGAUUGUCGUUUCAGCGUCCCGUCCUGGAACUGUAA